GGCCGGGCCGGUAUAAACCGCGGGGCCGCGGCGGCUGCGGGCGGCGGGCUCGGGCGGAGGCACAAACGGCGGCAACGCGCGAGCACCCUGCGCUUGGCGGUCCCAGCAGCACAGCGCUCACCGACCCUCGGACGCCCAAGACCCAACGAUGACUCUGAAUAAUGUCACCAUGCGCCAGGGCACUGUGGGCAUGCAGCCACAGCAGCAGCGCUGGAGCGUCCCAGCCGAUGGCAGGCAUCUGAUGGUCCAGAAAGAGCCCCACCAGUACAGCCAGCGCAACCGUCACUCUGCUACCCCCGAGGACCACUGCCGCCGGAGCUGGUCCUCCGACUCCACGGACUCAGUCAUCUCCUCCGAGUCGGGGAACACCUACUACCGGGUGGUCCUCAUAGGGGAGCAGGGGGUGGGCAAGUCCACGCUGGCCAGCAUCUUUGCGGGCGUGCACGACAGCAUGGAUAGUGACUGCGAAAUGCUGGGAGAAGAUACAUAUGAGCGAACACUGAUUGUUGAUGGGGAAAGUGCAACAAUUAUACUCCUGGACAUGUGGGAAAAUAAGGGGGAGAAUGAGUGGCUCCAGGACCACUGCAUGCAAGUCGGGGAUGCCUACCUGAUUGUCUACUCCAUCACGGACCGAGCCAGCUUUGAGAAGGCAUCUGAGCUUCGAAUCCAGCUCCGCAGGGCCCGGCAGACAGAGGACAUUCCUAUAAUUCUGGUUGGCAAUAAAAGUGACCUGGUGCGGUGCCGGGAAGUGUCUGUAUCAGAAGGGAGAGCGUGUGCCGUGGUGUUCGACUGCAAGUUCAUCGAGACCUCCGCAGCUGUCCAGCACAACGUCAAGGAGCUGUUUGAAGGCAUUGUGAGGCAGGUCCGCCUCCGGCGGGACAGCAAGGAAAAGAAUGAGCGGCGGCUGGCCUACCAGAAGAGGAGGGAGAGCAUCCCCAGGAAAGCCAGGCGCUUCUGGGGCAAGAUCGUGGCCAAAAACAACAAGAACAUGGCCUUCAAGCUCAAGUCCAAAUCCUGCCAUGACCUCUCUGUGCUCUAGGCACCCGGAGUCAGCCAAUGUCCCCCACUGGACAUCACUGAAGGCCAUUGGGACCCAUAAUCUAUAUUAGAUUGGAUUCUUAAGUAUUGUUAGAUGUGGCUUCCCCUAUUGGUAGCUGGGAACUAACGUGCUAGGCUGAUGGGCAACAAAAUGCAUGAGAAAUGAAAGAGCUUUGUGAAGACUCAGUAUUUAUUUAAGGAAAAGCCUGACCUUUGCUACUUGAACACCCAAGACUCAUUAGGGGACAUGGUUGGUAUUCACAUAUGUUUCCUCUCUCCUUUGGCUAGUAGAGAAUUGAAGCCUGCAAAAUGAUGCCUAGACAAGAUUUUUCAUUAUUCAAAUUUUGCCUGGUGUUCUGUUAUGUGAAUUUGAGGCCAAUCAGUGGGUCAUAAACAAAUAUAGGAAAGCCAUCAAAGGAAUUUUUCAAAGGAGGGAGAACUUCUUUCUCUGUACCUUAUAUUUGUGGAGCUAGGACUGCAGAACUGGGUUCAUCACGAUCAUCACUGUUAUUGCUCCAUGAAGCUGUGAAAAGACAUGAUGGACUUGCUGGAAACUAAAGCUUAGUAAACAAUUUUUGUUCAGUGCCCACAGUCAGAGAUCCAGAAGUCUAUAGAAUUGGGAACUGCUACAUGUACCACUAAUGGGUUCAAAAAUUAUAUCUUUACUACUGUUGUCUUCUAAUUUUUUAUUUAAAGGAAAAUUAUUUUAAUCAAAUUCUAUUUAGUCAAACCACGUUUUAUGUUGCAUUAUUUUUAAAAUCGUAGGGCCAUCAUAAAAAAAUAUUUUUAAAAUCUAAAUUAUUGAGAAACUGGAGUGCAAAAUACCAAAUUUUUAAAUAUAAUCGAAAGUCUGAAGUUUUAUAAAACACAAAACAUAAAUACUUCCAGCAUUUUGGGUUGACCCUUUUAUGCCACAGCUCUGCUCUAUUUAUUAUUAUUUUGCAAAAUAACAACCAUUUUAACAUUUGAUAAAGCAUAUUUAUGAACAUGUUUCUUAAUAAGAAAAAUGCCCAUUUUAUUACCAUUUUCUAUCUUUUUCAGAAUAUUCAAGUUUUUACCUAUAUGUCUUAUAAUAAAAUAAAUAAAAUCUUUGAAAAGAAAGGCAUUCCUAAAUGUUUUUCCUCCCGACUCAAGAUGAUUAUGAUCAUUUUGAUGUAGCUUCUAGAGCAAGCACAUUAUAAAGAAACAUACGUAUUAUUUUAUUUCUUCUCUUCAUUGGCAAGAGCCCAGUCAUUAUCUGUUUUAAAGAGUAUCCCUGACAUAUCUCCUUUGACAUGUGAUUCACAAAAAUGUAAAGUGAUUUUUGGCUGAUACAGUUAGGAAGUAUUUGAGGUCAUGUAAAUGCCAAGUUACAGUAAAAGCGAGAUUGACCUUUA
Messenger RNA from Balaenoptera musculus (blue whale), 2414 nucleotides. RefSeq names its product GTP binding protein overexpressed in skeletal muscle (gene GEM). Lineage: Eukaryota; Metazoa; Chordata; Mammalia; Artiodactyla; Balaenopteridae. Gene Ontology annotation, cellular component: plasma membrane. The record is from RefSeq and is a predicted model, not a curated record. Bases 149 to 1039 code for a protein of 296 amino acids. The transcript has 5 exons. Gene Ontology annotation, biological process: negative regulation of high voltage-gated calcium channel activity. Gene Ontology annotation, molecular function: GTPase activity; calcium channel regulator activity; GTP binding.